AUGAUAAAAGUACCAAGGGCCAAACUGUUGGACGGAGCCAUUAGGGGUCCGCCCGAGUCCCCCUGUGGAGGCCUGUGUUUCAGCAGUAAUCUCCUGUAUGAUGACACCUUAUCUAUAGUUUGUGCAGAUAAUCACCAAACCAGAGAGGCCGACCCCGGGGCCAGAGGACUUUCUUCUCCUCUUCAUCGUCUCCUCACUCUCUCCUUCUCCUCCUCUUCAUCGUCUCCUCACUCUCUCCUUCUCCUCCUCCAGUUCUCUCCUCCUCUUCUCCUUCUCCAGUUCACAUCACUCCUCUCUCUCUCCUCAUCUUCUUCUCUCUCUCUCCUCAUCUUCUCUCUCUUUCCUCACUCUCUCCUCAUCCUCUCCUCAUCUUCUCUCUUUCCUCACUCCCUCCUCAUCCUCUCUCCUCACUCUCUCCUCAUCCUCUCCUCACUCUCAUCUCCUCCUCAUUCUCUCUCUCUCCACAUCCUCUCCUCUCUCUCACUCCUUAUCUUCUCCUCAUUUUCUCCUCACUCUCUCCUCACUCAUCUUUUCCCCUCUCCUCAUCCUCCCCUCACUCUCUCCAAACCCUCUCCUCACUCUCUCCGCGUCCUCCCCUCAUCCUCUCCUCAUCCUCUCCUCACUCUCAUCUCCUCCUCCUUCUCUCUCUCUCCUCAUCCUCCCCUCUCUCUCUACUCAUCCUCUCCUCACUCUCAUCUCCUCCUCAUUCUCUCUCUCUCCCCAUCCUCCCCUCACCCUCUCCUCACUCUCAUCUCCUCCUUCUCUCUCUCUCCUCAUCCUCCCCUCACUCUCUCCAAACCCUCUCCUCACUCUCUCCUCGUCCUCCCCUCAUCCUCUCCUCACUCUCAUCUCCUCCUCCUCCUCACUCUCUCCUCAUCCUCCCCUCUCUCUCCCCUCACCCUCUCCUCACUCUCAUCUCCUCCUCAUUCUCUCUCUCUCCCCAUCCUCCUCUCAUCCUCUCCUCACUCUCAUCUCCUCCUCAUUCUCUCUCUCUCCUCGUCCUCCCCUCUCUCUCUCCUCAUCCUCUCCUCACUCUCAUCUCCUCCUCCUUCUCUCUCUCUCCUCCUCCUCCUCUCCUCCUCAUCCCUCCGUCGUCACCAAACGCAGUGUCCGCGGCAGAAGUGUGUUUUUGCUGAUUGA
Molecule: messenger RNA, 1140 nt
Organism: Knipowitschia caucasica
Lineage: Eukaryota; Metazoa; Chordata; Actinopteri; Gobiiformes; Gobiidae
Source: the annotation of a GenBank genome assembly